Syngnathoides biaculeatus (alligator pipefish) is the source of this 4598-nucleotide messenger RNA. RefSeq names its product pyruvate dehydrogenase phosphatase regulatory subunit (gene pdpr). Lineage: Eukaryota; Metazoa; Chordata; Actinopteri; Syngnathiformes; Syngnathidae. The coding region runs from base 352 to 3042 and encodes 896 amino acids. The record is from RefSeq and is a predicted model, not a curated record. The transcript is spliced from 18 exons. Gene Ontology annotation, cellular component: mitochondrial matrix; mitochondrion; cytoplasm. Gene Ontology annotation, molecular function: protein binding; oxidoreductase activity.
AAACGUAAAGCCAUUUUUUAAAAACGAAACCCACUGUGAUGCUUUUGCAUUGAAAGUGUAGCGAGAAGUAGCAUCCGCUAACACCUCUGCUAACUUUGCCUUCUGAUUCGAGUCAACGGACAGUUUUCUGUUGGACCCAAACAAAAGUUCUUUCCGUCAUCAUAAUACAGUCCGCCGCUAUCUGCAUGAAUUGACGCUGAGAUUCUACUUCGACUGAAUUAGGAGGUAAAUGAGAAAAGACCAAAAAUAGCAAGAAAGUAGAGCCGCCCUUUUCCAUUUUUUUUUUUUUUUUGCUAGUGUUCUUUAGCAUUAGCCCGACGCCACAGCCGCCUCUCGAGAGCACAGCCAGCCAUGUGCAGCUGUGUACGGAGCUCCAGGGCUCUGUCCCCUGCUCUGCUCCCCAGGCUGUUGGUACCUCACACGGCAGGUUAUGCAUUGGCUGGCAGAGGCCUGUGGACUUCCACAAACUCCAUGCAGGUUGUGAGCGGCGAUUCUUCUCAGCCACUACCACUCCCUAGUCAGGCCCGUGUGGUCAUCUGCGGUGGGGGCAUCGUGGGGACUUCGGUGGCGUAUCACUUGGCUAAACUGGGCUGGACUGAUAUUGUUCUCCUGGAGCAGGGCAGACUAGGAGCGGGAACCACGAAACUGUGUGCCGGCAUUGUCAGUGUGGCCAAGCCCAUCUCCAUUGAGUGCAAAAUGGCGGACUACUCCAACGCUCUGUACCAGCAGCUCGAGCAGGAGACUGGCGUCAAGACUGGCUACGUGAAGACAGGGUCUCUGUGUCUUGCUCAGAAUCAGGACCGCUUCAUUUCACUGAAGCGCCUCGCGUCAAGACUCAAGGUGAUGGGGAUCAGCUGUAACAUUGUGAAACCCAAAGAUGUGGCCAAGCUCCACCCCUUGGUGAACAUUCACGACCUAGUGGGAGCGCUUCACUUGCCCUCGGACGCCGUGGUGUCACCCCCGGAUGUCAAUCACGCCAUGGCUGUGGCAGCAGCGGGAAGAGGAGUUCAGAUCCUGGAGAGGACCAGUGUUCAACAGGUUCUAGUAGAGAAGGGGCAUGUGAUGGCAGUGGAGACAGACCGUGGCUCGAUUGAGUGUGAAUAUUUCGUCAACUGUGCUGGACAGUGGGCAUAUGAGCUGGGCCAGGCAAGUGAAACCAAAGUCUCUGUCCCUCUGCAUGGCUGCGAACACUUCUACCUCCUCACCAAACCUCUCCCGGGGGACCUCCCAGCAGAUACACCAGUGGUGCUCGACAUGGACGGGAGGAUAUACGCUCGACCGUGGCAGGGGGGCCUUCUGUCGGGGGGCUUUGAGAAGAACCCCAAGCCCAUCUUUACAGAGGGACGCAACCAACUUGAAAUUCAGAACAUGCAGGAGGACUGGGACCACUUUGAGCCAAUGCUCAGUGCUCUGCUGAGGAGAAUGCCCAGUCUAGAGUCGGCUGAGAUCCAUCAGUUGGUCAACUGCCCAGAGUCGUUCACGCCGGACAUGCGCUGUCUGAUGGGUGAGACGCCGGGUGUCUCAGGCUACUACGUGUUGGCCGGCAUGAACUCUUCGGGUCUGGCCUUCGCCGGAGGAGGUGGCAAGUAUCUGGCUGAGUGGAUAACCUAUGGCUACCCCAGUGCCAAUGUGUGGCCGCUGGACAUCAAGCGCUUUGGCAACUUGCAGAGCAGCCGUACCUUCCUGCGACAUCGCGUCAUGGAAGUCAUGCCACUGCUGUACGAGUUAAAAGUUCCACGCUGGGACUUCCAGACGGGUCGGCAGCUUAGGACAAGUCCACUCUACGACCGACUGGACACGCAGGGAGCUCGCUGGAUGGAGAAACAUGGUUUUGAGAGGCCCAAAUACUUUGUUCCUCCGGGCAAAGAUCUACUGUCUUUGGACCAGAGCAAGACCUUCUACAAGCCAGACUGGUUUGACAUUGUCGGGGCAGAGGUGAAGUGCUGUAAGGAGGCAGUCUGCGUCAUUGAUAUGUCAUCCUUCACCAAGUUUGAACUCACUUCCUCAGGUGACGAGGCCCUAGAGCUGCUACAGCACUUAUGCGCCAAUGACCUGGACGUUCCAGUUGGACACAUUGUCCAUACGGGCAUGCUAAACCAACAAGGAGGCUAUGAGAACGACUGCAGCGUGGUGCGUCUCAGCAAAAACAGCUUCUUCAUCAUCUCACCGACAGACCAACAAGUCCACUGUUGGUCUUGGAUCAAGAAACACAUGCCCAGUGACCCACACCUCCACCUAGAGGACGUCAGCUGGAAGUACACUGCUUUAAAUCUAAUCGGACCUCGUGCUAUGGAUGUUCUGGCAGAGCUGUCAUACGUUUCUAUGACACCCGACCACUUUCCCUCCAUGUUCUGUAAGGAGAUGAGUGUGGGCUACGCUAACGGCAUCCGAGUGAUGAGCAUGACCCACACGGGCGAACCGGGUUUCAUGCUGUACAUCCCCAUCGAGUACGCGCUGCACGUAUACAAUGAGGUGAUGUCGGUUGGUCAGAAGUACGGCAUCCGCAACGCUGGUUAUUACGCACUGCGCAGUCUGCGCAUUGAGAAGUUUUUCGCCUUCUGGGGACAAGACCUGGACGCCUUCACCACGCCGCUCGAGUGUGGACGCGAGUUCCGCGUCAAAUUUGAUAAGGAUACAGACUUCAUGGGUCGCGCGGCUCUGCUGCAGCAGCGUCAUGACGGCGUGUCUCGCCGCUUCGUAAUGUUGGUCCUGGACGACCAUGACACGGAGCUGGACCUGUGGCCCUGGUGGGGUGAGCCCAUCUACUGCAACGGGCAUCUGGCUGGCGCCACCACCAGCAGCGCCUACAGCUACACCCUGGAGAAACACGUGUGCCUCGGGUUCGUGUCGCCGCCCCCAGGACCCGACGGCCUGCCCGCUGUCAUCACCCCAGACUUCAUCAACCGAGGGGACUACGAGGUAGAUGUGGCUGGACAGAGAUACCCGGCCAAGGCCAAGCUCUACCCCUUCAGCUCCAUCGUGAGCCAGCAGCACCGCAGACGCAAAGACGACCUAGAGCUCAGCAACCUUCAGGGCGAGUGACUGCGCCGUAUCACUCAUGAUGCUUCAGUGAAAUACUCAAGUCAGCCAUUUUCUUCAUCGGUCUGGAGUCAAAAAGUGCCUUGAUGGAGGCCACAUCAGCUUCAUCAUCUUCAGACGUUGGUCCUCCAAAGUAGGAGACUUGUGGGUCCUGGGUAGUCGAUGACAUGAAGGUUGUCCACAAUUGAAGGCGGGUAAGUUGUCCACAGAAGAUGAAAAGUCUGCUGCUGCUUCCUGUCUUAAUGCCCUGGUGAGUUCUGGUUUGCACCACAUGACCAGAUUAUUCAUUUUAAAACUUGCAUGUUAUGUUAAAAGAAACAGUUUUAAAAAUGUAAAAAAAAUAGCUGGUAUAUUACAAGAAUAGAGUUGAAAUGUGAUGCUAUGAGAAAAAAAGUUGGCUUUUUUUGACAGUUAAGUUGAAAAGUUGUCGUUUGUCUGGGGAAAAAAAGUCAUGUUAAAACGUUUCUUUGAGAAAUAAAAGUUGUAAUUUGGAAAAAUUACGUUGUAAUUUUCUAAAGAAACGUCAAUAAUAUCCAUUUUCUUUGAAAAAUUACCAAUGUGAAUGCUUCAACAAUGUAAUAUUAAGAGAGAAAAGUUGUAAUUUAAUGUGAAAAAGUUCACGUUUCACAGAAUAAUGUUGGACUCAGCUUUAUCGGAUCUGAGUCAGGAGAUCUCAAGAGUCCUACUUGUUUUACAUCCCAUGAGCACGUCUUUAAUGUAUUCAGGACCUAAAGCAUUUACUGAUUUAUAUCUUAGUGUUAAAUUUUAACUCUACCCUAGAGCUGACUGAGGGUCCAAGAACUGACCCUUGAGAGACCCCAUGUGUCAUUGCCAUUCGAUAAUAUUGAACAUUUGUACUGGUUAUAAAAUUUCCUCUCAGGUAAGACCUUAACCAUUUGACUGUUCCAUUUAGUCCUCCCUGUGUUACUUACUAUCCUGUUCAACAGUAUGUUCUGAUCGUCCAUCAAUUUUCCAAGCUGCUUACAAGGGUUGCACGAAUCCCGGAGCCCAUCCCAGCUCAUUUUGGGCAGAAAGGUUAAAUCAUUAAGUACUUUGAUAAGAGAUUAUUCUGUACUGUAAUAAGUAUAGAAACCUCAUUGAAAUCUGUCCAAAAGUCAAAUAAGUUAUUGAGUGUCAGGACACCAUCUCGUUAGUGAAAUAGCACUUUUGUGUUAUUCUCCCUGCAAAAGCAUUUUACACCAUUAAUAAUUAAUAAGUGGCUGACAUUUUUCCUUGGAUGAUUUAGUGUCAUACCUUUCAUCUGUGCUGUGAGAUGAGCAUUCUUCCAGUGAUUGAGGGUCUUGUAGUGGCGCAAAUCUGUAAUUUGGAUAUUGAAAGUUAUUCAUGUAAAAUGUCAAGCAUUUUUUUUGUAGUCUUCCAUCUGAUCGAGUGUGGCCCUCAUAUCUUGUACGCAAAAAGGGUUAAAAAAGAAAAUUACCUGUAGUCCAGAUUUAUUUUAUUUCCGAGGACUUCCUCAGUGUCAUCUGUGUGAAACCGUUCCGCUGUACAAUGUGUUCCAUAGCAUCAUUUUUAUGCACUUUAUAUCAGACAUUAACGAG